Anastrepha ludens (Mexican fruit fly) is the source of this 1907-nucleotide messenger RNA. RefSeq lists its product as uncharacterized. Bases 298 to 1410 code for a protein of 370 amino acids. The transcript is spliced from 2 exons. The record is from RefSeq and is a predicted model, not a curated record. Lineage: Eukaryota; Metazoa; Arthropoda; Insecta; Diptera; Tephritidae.
UCUGGCGCCUUAUUUCUGGCAACUCGCCAUUUCUUGUAUCAUAGUUAUCCAUGGCUAUGUAUUUAGCCAAUAUCAGCAAAAUCAGCAACAAGCAAUUACUGAUUUAUGUAAGAUGGCAGCUAUAAGGGCAAUCAAAAAGAAAGCAACAUUGAAAAUACAGUGUUUUCCGGUAUAAUGGAUUUCUAAAUAUAGACUCAUAACAAGGAGUAUACAUAUAUAGAACAUUUAAGAAAUGCACAGCAUUUGUGUUGAAAUCUAUGUAGCAUUGUUAUUAUAAAGUAUUUUUAAUAAAAGGAAAUGUGGCUCUUUAAAGUUUUAGUUUUUAUUAUUGCAAUUCUUGAAAUUUUCCAAACUUCAACGUCUAGCAAAAUUCGUCAGUAUUCCACGGGACGAUUGCUCUAUUUUGCUGGCGAUUUAAAUAAAGAUCAUGUCGAGAAUAUUUCGUUUUUGUUUUACAAAUCUGCAUAUGAUGCUGACAUAAGCAAAAUCAAAUUGCAGAGUACAUUACGAAACUUUUUGGAAAAUCUUCAAAAAAACCUCACAAUAUCAAGUAUAUUGAAAAUAGGCAGAAGUGAAGUGAACUUGGAAAGAUCGCAGCAAAAACUGAAUGACCACAUGGAAUUCUUCAGAACUGCUUCCCAUUAUGUGGAAGAAUUCUCACUUAAAACUGAACAUUUUUUACAAGUUAGUAAAAAUGAGAGUGCUUCUUUUUUAUUGAAACUUAGGCGGGUGCCUACUGGUCACCGAAUAUUGCCUCCACAUAUUAAGUUACAGUUUACUACAUAUUUUGCGGAAAUGGAGUUUUUCAACGUAAUGUUUUUUGAAGUAAUCAAUGAGGGAAUGGAAUAUAUUAUCAAUGCUCUUCAAAUAAUAAGAACUACAUUUGAUGGCUAUGCAGAUAUUCAACGAUACGUUUUGCAAUACUGGGAUUUGGAAUAUGAUAAUUGGUGUUACAACCAAUAUUUUGAAUUUUUGCAGAAGUGGUCCACCCAGAUAUAUAAUUGUGCGACUUCUUCGAGAUUGGAGAUGGUGUACGAUGUUUAUGCAAUGACAGAAACAGUUAUUAAACAUGUCAUGCGCCAGUUAGAAUUCAAAAUGCAACGUUUGUUUAAUUGUUUUACGUUAGACGGAUAUAUUAUUAAAUGUAGUUUUUUGCGCAAUGCUGAGAGAGAUUUCGAAGAAUUAUUUACAGUUUUGAGAGACUUACAAACAUAUUAUGACAUAGCAGUAAAUCGAGGGCGAGUGGAAAUAAAACGAAAACGGCGCAGUGAGACACUUUUACCUUCAAGUGAAAAUGAAUCUGAUGACCAAAAACUGAAAUGUAUACCUUAUGGAUUUCCAGAAAAUGAAAUGCUUACAAGUCUUAAGAUGUGUUUCAAUAUAAAUAAAAGUACAAUUAAAUACCGGUGAAAAAUGUAUUUCUAAAGACAGUAUUUAUUCAGCUAGUCAAACACGUAUUGGUACCAAACAAACUACCUGUACAAUUCCCAAUUGCUGUGAGACUAUACCACUACAGCUGCGGAAAAUUAGGAAUGAUGUACAUAUAAUAUGUAUAUAGUAAUGCACGAAGGAGCUGCAUUUCGAACUUCUUUUUGGACAUUCAAGUAGGUCCAUUCUACAAAUUGACAGAAACAAGACGCAUUUAUUAAAGGUGACACGAGAUCAACAAGAAUGUUUUGUACGUUCGAUUGUCACAGCAAGGUAUUGGCGAAGUAGAAAACAAAAAAAUAAUUCGCCUUGUUUUAUUCGAUGCUGAUAGCUACAUGGACACAGCGAAAGAAAAAAAGAACAAAUGAGAUGAUUUACCAACACAACCUUUAAUAAAUUCGCCUAGGACAGAAGUAACUUCUUGUUUAUUUAAAAAAAAAACUAUUUAAAAAAAACGAGCCCAGUGAGACACCAAUGAC